Messenger RNA from Ruditapes philippinarum (Manila clam), 1731 nucleotides. RefSeq lists its product as uncharacterized. The record is from RefSeq and is a predicted model, not a curated record. NCBI's taxonomy places the organism in Eukaryota, Metazoa, Mollusca, Bivalvia, Venerida, Veneridae. Bases 280 to 834 code for a protein of 184 amino acids. The transcript has 4 exons.
UGUACAUGUAAAUAAAGGAUAUCACAAAUUGUAAAAGCAGACAUAUAUUCUAAAUACUGCAUUUACAUGGUGUUUUAUUGCACUGGCUGACAAGUUGGGGACAUAUAUCUUAUAUAACAGGAACUGGUCGGCUCAUUUUACAUGACUGUACUCUAAUUAACAUACUGUGUUAAACUGUCAUACGUAUGCUAAUUAAGACAUCUAUUUCGGUUCAACAUUGAAUCAUAAAUUAUGUGCAUUUCAAAAAGGACGAAACUUUGAAAGGGAUUAUAAAAAAUCAUGGACGAGGACGAAAGCGAUUUACCUACAAUGAAAAAAGGGAAAAAAGUUUUACUUGCAAUAGACGGAAGCAAGUAUUCAGUCGAGGCUUUUGAAUGGUAUGUGGAACAAUUACACAAAGAACCUGAUACAGUUGUUAUUGCUUACAGCGCGGAUCAUCAACAUUACUUAACCAAACCAUCCAAGGCAGAGGAUGACUCCGCCCUAGAAAGUCCUGAGUAUCAAACAAGGAAGGUUUUCAGAUCUAUUGAUGAAAUUGCAAACAGACAUAGAGUAAAACACAUGUUACAACUUCUUUACGAACCACUCGGCGAAUCAGUGUUGAAAUCAGCCAAACAACAAAAUGUUGACCUGAUCAUCGUCGGCGGUCGCAAACAUGGCAAAUCUGAUAUGGGCUCUACAACCAACUUUGUCGCUUUCGAGUCGGAUAUACCAGUGCUAAUUUAUAAAUACAUUGACAGCUCAGUCCCUGAUGGCAGCAAUUCCAAAUAUACAAAAAGACAAAGAUCGGAAAGUCUUAGUGACAAGAUGAAAGCAAUUUUGAAAUUUAAUUGAAAUGACAAAACCAUUAAUGUUUUUUCUUAAGAAUUGCUUUCAUAGAAUUUGAUGUUUCUUUUAAACUAAGGUUUUUAUUUUAUGGGACUGGUAAGAAACUAACCAUUUGUUGAAGAGCAAAUACGAAAUUAUUGUAGAACACUUGUUUAAUAGAAUAGCGUGUGAUAACAAGUUAAAACUCAACCUCAGAUAAGUUUGUUUAAGAAUGUACGCAUUCUAAAGAAGCGUCUGCAAGGAACAGUAUCCCAGCGAUCAUCAUGGAAUUUGAAGAAUGUAUUUGAAGUCUCUUCUAUAUAAGUUCAUUUUUCGAACAUUUCUAUGUUGAAAAUAUAAGUGAAUUCAUAGGGGGCGUGUGUAUGUUGCACUUUUUCAUUAUCCCUCAUGUACAGACGCAAUCAAACAGAGGCUACAAUUUUCAUGUAAUUUUGUUGUGAUUAAUGCUUGCGAGGGAUAACAUUUUGUCCAGAUAUUAUACAGGGUGACAGAAGGAAUCCAGGAAAGUAUCUGCCUAAAUAGCAAUUUAUCAUCGUUAACUCCAACUUUGAUGUGUUUUAGUCAAUAUCAUUUAUUGACAUGUUUAAGAUAUAGAGGAUAUUCAAGGUUUUUCUAAAGAUAUUGAAUGUAUUUGCAUUGAGUGUAAUGAAAAUAAAUAUUGCAUGGGUGGCGGUAGCCACGAUUUUCAUAUUUCGUUGUUCAUGUAAAUAAUAAAUAAAUAUCUUUUAAGGUUUUACUAGUGUUAUAACAGGAUAUUGGUAGAUAUUUCUUACAUUUAGUAGCAUAAGUAGGAGGUAUGGUUUGUAUCUUUAGCUACUUUUAUUGGUCAUGUGGAAAAUUAAUGUAUCAAUUGUAUUGCGAUGUUGUUUACGUUUAAUUAGAAAAUAAAGCAUAAAGCGCUCA